AUGACGACUACAUACCGCAUGUUCGAUAAUCUCAACUCGCCUUGUCAGAACGGAGGUGUUCGUGUUCCCGGAAGCGGAAACUGCACGUGCUUUGGUGGCUAUGUUGGACUUCGCUGUGAAAGACUGAUGCUAGAUUGUGCUGAGGGUACGGAGUGGGGAUUUCUACCCCCCGACCACGUUGCCAUGAUCCACCCCUAUGGGUCUCCGAAGCCUUUCCUGGUGUUCUGUGAAGAAAACCCAUGGGACACCAGGACAUACAUCAUGGCGCGCAGUCCAGGGACGCUGGACUUCUACAGAGACUGGGCAGCCUACAAGGGAGGUUUCGGAGAUUUGGAUGAGGAGUUCUGGUUGGGGCUGGACAACGUGCACUAUUUGACCAACUCGCGCAGUCAAAAUCUGAUAGCGGAAGUCCACACUAAGAUGCCAAGUAACAUCUAUCUUUACCGACAACGUACCUACAGUAUGUUCACGGUUGGGGCCGAAUCCACGGGCUAUGUCAUGAGUUUCGCUUACAACUGGGAAACAGCUCCUCCGCAUGAUAUUGGGGACUGCUUGACGCCCAUGAAGGGGAAGAAGUUCAGCACCUUUGACGUCGACAACGACGACGACCCCGGAAGGAACUGCGCCGCUGUCCACCAGGGGGCGUGGUGGUUCACGGCGUGUGGGGACUGCAACCCUACAGGUCCGCUAACUCGGCCAAAUGACGGGUACCUGUUCAACGUCCCUAAUGAAACGUUUUGGUACCCAGGAAUUCCUAACUACUCACUAUUACAAGUUAAAUUGUUUCUCAUACCGACAUGA
This is a messenger RNA of Haliotis rufescens (red abalone), 801 nucleotides long. RefSeq names its product microfibril-associated glycoprotein 4-like. The transcript has 4 exons. NCBI's taxonomy places the organism in Eukaryota, Metazoa, Mollusca, Gastropoda, Lepetellida, Haliotidae. Bases 1 to 801 code for a protein of 266 amino acids. The record is from RefSeq and is a predicted model, not a curated record.